Molecule: messenger RNA, 2347 nt
Organism: Plectropomus leopardus (leopard coralgrouper)
Lineage: Eukaryota; Metazoa; Chordata; Actinopteri; Perciformes; Serranidae
Gene: cdc37l1
Product: cell division cycle 37-like 1
Biological process (GO): protein folding; protein stabilization
Cellular component (GO): cytoplasm
Molecular function (GO): protein-folding chaperone binding; heat shock protein binding
Source: RefSeq, a predicted model, not a curated record
UCUUAAACAGACGCAGCCUGGUUUCUUAGACUCUGUUGUUGUUGUUGUUGCUAACGUUGUUAUUUAUAGGACCUGAGCUCUCGCUGCGGUGCCUCAUAUUCCCCAGUCGGCUCUGCUGACUCUUUAGACCACUAUUUAGACCACACAUAACUCUGGCAGACAGUUAAUCACACACAGCAACACUGUUUGUGUUUCCUCCAGCACAGCUAGCAUUAGCUAGCGGUCACACAGCGGAGCUAGCAGGCUAGCCGCGGAGCAGUGAUGGAGUGGCUGGGUAACGGAGCUCCAGAUGAAGAGCCGAGCAGCGACCCAGCUUCAACAGCCAACGGCUUCAGCGGUGUUUAUCCUCACCAGCAGUGUACUUUACACCAGUCACCAUCAUUACACCUUUGCGAUUGUGCCUUGGCGUCACUGUGCCAGAGCCAGCAGCGCUGUGUGAAGGCCUCCAUCGUCUCCAGCUGGAGGCUGGCUGAGGCCCAGGAUCAGCUCUGUUCUCUAGGCGUCCACAGCUCCGAGUCCUUGGAGCAGGAACGUGCUCGGACACUGGCCUGCCCCACCGAACUCACGCACACCGAGGAGGAGUGGCGCCGCAAGGAGAGCAUGCUGGGAGGUCAGGAACCCAGCCGCAGUCCUGUGCACGGAGCUGUCGGGAGUUGGGAUGUUUUCGAUAAGAGUAUUAUUAAUGUCCAAAGUCAGCCUGUAGAAACAGAUCAGGACAAGUGCAAGACAUUUCUCCAAAAAUAUGACCAAGAGCUCAGACAUUUUGGUAUGUUGCGGAGAUGGGACGACAGUCAGCGGUUUCUCGCAGAGAGGCCUCAGCUCAUCUGUGAGGAAACAGCCAACUACUUAAUUCUAUGGUGCAUGAGACUACAACAAGAAGGGAAAGAAGCCUUGAUGGAGCAGGUGGCACACCAAGCUGUAGUCAUGCAGUUCAUCUUGGAGAUGGCCUCGAACUCUCAGCAGGAUCCUCGAGGCUGCUUCAGACAGUUCUUCCAGAAAGCCAAAGAGGGACAAGAUGUCUACUUAGAAGUCUUCCAUACAGAGCUCGAGGCCUUCAAACACAGAGUGAGAGAAUACGCAGUCACGUCUAGAGGUGAUACACACAACAUCGAACAACAGGGAAGUGGCACAAACUGCAGACUUGGACCCAAAGAAGCUCUGGACUCGUUCUCUCCAGUGGCAGAGUAUCCUACGAAGCGUUGUUUAGAGACUGGACUGUGGACAAGCUCAGGGAGGUGGACAAAGGACGACGCAACAGAAACGGACGAUAUACGCAUGAUGGAGACCUCCUAGGGAUUGUAGGAUCGGCCCCUGCUUUUCCUCCAUCUUCAUCGCCUCCCCAUUUAGGAGCAACCUAAGUCCUCUUAACACAGCAGGCCUGGCUGAAACACACCAGUGCAGAGCAGGAAUAAAAGCAGACGUGACCAGUCUUUUGCGCUACAAGAAAUAAUGUUUUCCUGAUGACAAACAGUUCUCAGCUUUGAUUUUAUGCUGCUGUGGAGUUGGUUCCUGCAGUGCCGGCUAAAUGCAAGUGUUGUGCCAUAACGCUGGUUUUACAGAUAGAGUUCUUAUAUCCGUCAAGCUGGUUUCCUUUUAACUUCUCUUGGAAAAGAGAAACAACCAUACAAGGAAGCAAAACAAACUGACAAAAUGAAAAUCCAGACAACACAAAGAAUACUAAAACCAAUCGUCUUUGGGCAGAAAUGUACCAAAUCCAGUGCCUGAUGUAGGACUCAGGUCAGUGGACGUCUGAGGAGUUUUGUUGUAGCUGCUUGACAUGAAUUAUGAAAGCAUGACUGACAGGUCAGUGGCUUUGUGUCAUAUGUGGUGUAAGUUUUGGGUAAUGGUGAACAUUUCAUAGAAAUGACCAGUGAGACUAGAUGGUCUGUUAUACUGUGUUGGACAUUCGUUAAGGCAAAGUGUCUUAAGCUUUUAAAGCUACCUGACAUGUGCCAGAGUACAGUAGCCACUGAAACAGUGGUUGUGCAGCCGGUGUGAUAUGUUGAAUAAUUUCAUUCAUGAGGAAAAAAUGUGCAUAGGAUGCAGUUUAAGAGAAGGUGACGCUUUUGUGUUAUUUCUGGAAGGAAGAGAGAUCUCAGACAUGUUAUUCACAGUCAGUUGUCACACCUUUUUAGAUUUGGUUGAGACAUACAUGGUCUCACAUCGUUUAUCUUUUUUCCUUUGGUUACUGAAAGUGUAGCUCUGUGCAAAUAAAAAAAAAAAGCAGUUUGUGUUUAAUUGCAUAAUGUCUGAAUCUGUGAUGAAUACAGGAUACAAGUUGUGUGGUUGUCGAUUUCUGUUUUUUUGUUUUAAGUGAUUAAAGGGAACCACAAUAUGGAAUUGCAAA